Pomacea canaliculata is the source of this 2961-nucleotide messenger RNA. Its product is annotated as 2-hydroxyacyl-CoA lyase 1-like. The transcript has 18 exons. The record is from RefSeq and is a predicted model, not a curated record. Lineage: Eukaryota; Metazoa; Mollusca; Gastropoda; Architaenioglossa; Ampullariidae. Bases 75 to 1829 code for a protein of 584 amino acids. Gene Ontology annotation, cellular component: peroxisome. Gene Ontology annotation, molecular function: catalytic activity; thiamine pyrophosphate binding; magnesium ion binding. Gene Ontology annotation, biological process: fatty acid alpha-oxidation.
CGAGCCAUCGAGAACACAGACUUGCUAACGCAAAGGGAAGUCACUCUCACACUCUGGGCUAAAGUUCAAAGAACAUGGCGUCUGCUAGAGAAACUGCAAGCAAAAGACAAAUAAUAGACGACCAUGAGGUUGACGGAGCAACAGUUCUAGCACGUGCGCUCAAAGAGCAGGGCAUACAGUAUAUGUUUGGUAUUGUGGGUGUUCCUGUAUUUGAGAUUGCUACAGCAGCCCAAGCAGCAGGCAUCAAGUUUAUUUCAAUGCGUAAUGAGCAGGCAGCUUCCUAUGCUGCCUCUGCCAUUGGGUUCCUUACAAGAAGGCCAGCAGUAUGUUUGACAGUGUCAGGUCCUGGAGUUAUCCAUGCCUUUGCUGGGAUGGCCAAUGCACAGGAAAACUGCUGGCCUUUAAUUGUCAUCGGUGGGUCAUGUGACAGGAACCAAGAGAGCAUGGGAGGAUUUCAAGAAUACCCACAGGUGGAGCAAGCCCGACCAUAUUGUAAAUUUUCAGCACGGCCAAGCAGUGUUGAUAAGAUUCCUUUCUACAUUGAAAAGGCUGUCAGACAGAGCACAUUUGGACGUCCAGGAGUUUCUUACAUUGAUUUGCCUGGAGAUAUGAUUGCUGGAAGAGUACCUGAGAAAUCUUUAAGAUUUAUACACUCUUGUCCUUCUCCACCUCUAAUGUGUGCCAGCAUGAGCAGUGUUGUUAAAGCUGUUGAUCUGCUGAUUGGUGCCCAGAAGCCACUUAUUGUAAUUGGCAAAGGUGCUGCCUACUCAGGAGCAGAAUGGGUUAUUCGUGAUCUAGUGGACACAACUCGCCUACCUUUCCUUCCCACACCUAUGGGUAAAGGUGUUGUGCCCGACAACCAUCCCCUGUGUGUAGCAGCUGCCCGUUCCAAGGCAUUGCAAGAGGCAGAUUUAGUACUUUUGCUUGGAGCCAGAUUGAACUGGAUUUUACAUUUUGGAGCCCCUCCACGUUUUCGUCCAGAUGUCAAGAUUAUUCAAGUGGAUAUAUGUGCAGAGGAAAUUGGCAACAAUGUUUAUCCUGUUGUUCCACUAUUGGGGGACAUCAGUGCUGUUGUACAACAGCUUCUAGAUGAGUUCCAGAGACGCACAAAACAAUUCCAGUUCAGUGCUUCUUCCCCAUGGUGGGAAACAUUAAAUGCAAAAAUUAAUGAAAAUCAAAAGAAUGUGGAGGCCAUGUCUGCUGAUCAUUCUGUGCCUCUCAACUACUAUGCAGCAUUUUCGGAAAUACAAAAAGUCUUGCCCAAGGACUGCAUGAUUGUUAAUGAGGGGUCUAACACCAUGGAUAUUGGACGAACCAUGAUGCCCAACAUCUUGCCACGACACAGAUUGGAUGCAGGCACAUUUGGCACUAUGGGUGUUGGAAUUGGCUUUGCUGUGGCUGCUGCUAUAUGGUGUCGUGACUAUGCUCCUGGCAAGCGUGUAGUUUGUGUUGAAGGAGACAGUGCCUUUGGUUUCUCUGGAAUGGAGAUUGAAACAUUGACAAGGUACAAUCUUCCGGUGAUAAUUAUCAUACUCAACAACAAUGGAAUUUCUUUUGGACUGGGAGAUGAAGCAUGGGAAUCACUGGCUGAAGGUGAUCGCACUCUUACAAUUCCAGCAAAUGCUCUAGCUCCAUCAACUCGAUAUGAAAAGUUGAUUGAGGCAUUUGGGGGUACUGGAUACAUAGCAAGAACUGUUGAUGAGCUGCAUAGUAGUCUGAAGGAAGCAAUGGCAGAUACAGAGAAAACCUCCAUAGUUAAUGUUAUGAUCAAUCCUAUGGCACAACGCAAGACACAGGAAUUCUUUUGGCUUACAAAGUCCAACCUGUGAAGUAAAAUCUUUAACAAGUAUACAAGUAUACUGUACUCAAGGUUCACUGAACAGAUAUUAUUAACAUAAGUGUUGGCGGAUUGCAAUGAUUUGAAAAUGAUGUCAAAUGUUCAGUCAUGUUCAUGGCCACAAUACAUGGAUUAGAGUUGCACUGCUGAAACGUAUGCUUCUUAUAUACGUGUAAUGCGGUUAACCAGUUCCAGAAGAUUAAGUGGCAUUGAGAUUUAAUCCAGUUAACCAUGAUUAUUUUUAUGCCUGAUGGCAUGUGACAAAAUGCUUUUAAAAUUGUUUUCAUUAUUUUAUUAACGACAGUUUUAGUAUAUUGACUGCAAAUGAUGCCCUUAUAAUGAGAAUUUUAAAACACUGUAAAUUGUGAUUUUUGUUACAUCAGUGUUAUCCCUUUUUUAUUGUCUGGAGGUUAACAAGGUCGACAUUUGGUCAAAUUGUCACUGGUUCAAAGCCUAUUAUCAAACUGCAGCUGUAAAACUGUAACUUCUUUUCGCUCAGGAGAAAUGGAUGCCUUUGACAUGCAUAUCCUAGAUCAGUGAAUCACCGCACAUGUUGACUAGGCUACAAGACCACUAACCUUAAAAUAAGUUGGUCAUCUUACAAUGAACUAAAAGGAAUUUUUAUCUUCAUAAAAGCCACUGAUUAAUUCAGUGUAUGAUAUUAAUGUUUGGGAAUUAUCAAAGCAUUAAAUUUUUGUGUUUAUAUGAAACAUAUUCCAGCUUACAUAUAAGCAAUAUUUUUAAUUCACCAUGAAUAAAUAACAGAGAUAUGUUGCAAACACAAAUCUAUUUUAUAUGAGAAAUUAUAGUGUGUCAAUUUACAGCAUAGUCUAUGGGAGGAAAUACCAAGUUUGAGGAUUAGAAAGAAAAGAUGGUGUGCAUAAUGUGUAUGUGUAUGUGUGUGUCAGGGUGGAUGGGUAGAUAAAAAAAUGCAUGUGCUUGCAUGCAUUCAUACAUGGACAAGUGCACUCAGAUAUUGUAUAAUCUUGUAUACUUGAGGGAUGGAAGAAAAUAAUCCACGAUUUUAUGGACAAAGUGUUGGAUGCAAUCAAUAAAAUUAGUAAGAAUUGUGAAAGAGAUAGAAAAAAGUAUGAGCUUGGUAUUCAAGGAAAAUGGCAGCUUGU